CUCAAGAGAACCCCCCCAACAGCCGAACUCAAGAGAACCACUCCAACAGCCGAAGUCAAGAGAACCACCCCAACAGUCGAGGUCAAGAGAACCACUCCAACAGCCGAACUAAAGAGAACCACCCCAACAGCCGAAGCCAAGGGAACCACCCUAACAGCUGAACCCAUAGUCAAAACACCUACCUACGAGUUCCAAUCAUUACGAGCUUCCUUAGGACGACCUAAAACCCCAGCAUAUCAUGUGACGAGAGCUACAACACCUGUGUUUGAAAUCUCAAAACCCAAUCCCCUCCUGUUUUCAGUGUCACCAAUCACUCCAGACUCAGAGAGGUCAAACACAAAGCCUGAAACGUUACCUAAUGGAGACACUCAUUUGGAUUUAACAUCUAUAGCGAAACCAAUCCAACAGGAAAGCUCACUGCAGGCAAAGUCAGAGCCUGACCUAAUAAGAGAAGAGAUCCUAGGGGCUGCAACUGGCUCUCAGGGACUUAAACCUACAACAGCGGAGCCAGUAACAUUAGCAAAGUCUUCUCAUAGCUAUCAAAGGCCUAUGACUCCAACAUAUGAGGCAAAUCGACUCAUGACCGCCUCACCUGGGUAUAAAAGACCAAAGACACCGACUAGUGCAUCUCCUGUAGUUUUUCAGAGACCUAAAACUCCAAAUCAAGUAGCUACCAAGUCAAAGUCAGGCUAUCGUGGAUUGACACCGGCUGAAUAUGCUGCUUUUGGUGGAAUCAAAACCUACACUCCAGCAUUUGGAAUCUCUGGCUCAACUCAAUUAGAGGAGGUUAAAGUUGUAACAGAGGAAUCAGUCGAAUGUAAAACAUUUGCUCAGGAACCACCUGUAAAAUUACCUUCUACAGCAAAGGAGUCUAAAGCUACAGAAACCUUUAAGGACACUGUAGAUGAGAAGGCUUCAAUCACUGCUUCAAUCCCUAUGAUUAUUGUUUCUUCUGAUGUGUCAGAUGCAAAGUUACCACCAGACCAGAGUGUAUCAUCUAACCAGGUUCCAGUAAAACAAGAAAAAGUUUAUGUUCAUGAAAUGCCGAAGGCUGAAGCUCCAACAGCAGAGGUAAAAACUCCUGAGAACCAAAAAGCAGAAACAUCAGUUCAAGGAGUCACCAAACUAAAUACCCAAACCCCUGAAACAAAACCAACGCUGCCUCAAGGUCCCGACCAAGAUCCUCUGAAGGCAGUAAGAAAACUUUUAGGCAAAAGCAAACCUCCACCUGCAGAGUCGAUCGCUUCCCCCGAGAGUAAACCUGCAGAGCCAAGGUCUGCUACAGCGCCUGUUCCUGAACCAGCAGAAAGCAAAGACAAAGCUGCACCUGAGAUAAAGGAGGCUGGCGAAUCUCGUCCAACAGCUGAGCCGGUUCUGAAAGUCCUACAAAAGCCCAAGGAAAUGAAAUCUAAAACGAGCGGUUGGUCUCGUCUCAAAAAGCACAUGGUGGUGGAGCAGGAGGAGCCCAAAUUUCCAGAUGCUGAGACUGGACCUGUGAUAGAGGCCACAGGCCAGGACCAGAACAAGGUGACAAAGGGAGACGAGGUCGUCCACAAGCUUGACGCUCAGGAUGAGAACCAAACCAAGGACGCUCCCAAAGCUACAAAGAUGUGGGACGCUGUCCUCUUCCAAAUGUUCUCUACCAAGGAGAACAUCAUGUAUCAAAUUGAGUUAAAUAAAAGUGAGGAGGAGAAGCAGAAUGAGGAGAUCAAGGGGGAGUUGAAGGAGAUACCGUCAUUUGCAUAUCGGCUGCCUGUGCUGCUUUUCAGUCCAAAGUUUGAUGCUAAAAAGUUACGAGAAGCAGCAUCGAGGCCGGUGACAAAAAUUUCAACUGUGUUUGAAAUGGGUCUGAUUGGGCGGAAAGGUAAAGACGAGGAACCAAAAGACUUUAAUCGGACAGCUAGAGGAUUUAUUAAUAGUUAAGCUAUUGUGAAGUGUAAAGAUAAAAAAAAAUUGAAAAAAAGAUAAAGAGAGAUACAUGUUCAAUGUACAGACAACUUAGCAGAACUCAUGUACAGGUCAGGUCUAUCUUAGUCUGUGUUAGACCAGUUACAGUUGUAGUGUUGUAGAAACUUGGACUGAACUUUAUACUUGACAAAUGCCUCGUGUUGCAUUUGUGUGACUGGUUGUCUGGAUUUUUACGUUUGUAUUUUGUGGAUUAGCUUAAAACGUUUUAGCUACAUUUGUCUUAAAGUCAUUCACACUUCACAUCAAAUUAAAGCCCUGACAAUGUUUUCAGUAAUUUCAGGCUUUGUUAUUUGCUCAUUUUGUAUGUUCACACUAAAUUUAGUAUUCGGCUGAAAAAAGACUAAAAUUAGGCUAAAAAUCUGGUGUUGAAACGUAGUUUCAUUUCCACUGGAUCGUGCGGAGGAGCGUUCUGGCUUCACUAUGGCUCGGGGAUUCAUUGUUUGAAUUCAUGCAAAUCAUAUUUAGGGUAAUUUCCACUGACCUGUGUUGAUUCUUUACUUCUCUGUGAGAGAUUUAAAGGUCACAAACUGUUUCUUCAAAUGUACAAAGACAGUUUGAGAAGAGGUCGAAUGCAGCCAGACACCAGACUAAACAAACUGUUUACCGGAAGGAAACAGUUGCCAACAUGUGAGUAACCUACAAUCAUCACACGAAAUACUUGAGAAUUUUAUUCAUUUUGUUUUUCCGUAUGUGAAGAACUCUUCUUCAACCAAAGGUGCUGAAAAUAAAGGUUGGUUGAAACACA
Messenger RNA from Betta splendens (Siamese fighting fish), 2713 nucleotides. It is a transcript of the gene prr33, whose product is annotated as proline rich 33. Bases 550 to 1923 code for a protein of 457 amino acids. The record is from RefSeq and is a predicted model, not a curated record. Lineage: Eukaryota; Metazoa; Chordata; Actinopteri; Anabantiformes; Osphronemidae. The transcript has a single exon.